Messenger RNA from Lathyrus oleraceus (garden pea), 765 nucleotides. RefSeq lists its product as uncharacterized. The coding region runs from base 1 to 765 and encodes 254 amino acids. The record is from RefSeq and is a predicted model, not a curated record. NCBI's taxonomy places the organism in Eukaryota, Viridiplantae, Streptophyta, Magnoliopsida, Fabales, Fabaceae. The transcript has 2 exons.
AUGAAAAUUGUAACUGAUUUUGGAAAAUGCUAUAAAAUACUUGUCAAAGAAUUUAUUAUGAACAUCUCCAAGGAGUGUGGCAACAAGAGGAGCAAGGAGUUUAGAAAAGUGUAUGUCAGAGGAAGAUGUGUGGAUUUUUAUCCUGAAGUAAUCAACAAGUUCUUGGAAAUAAAUGAAGAAGAACAAACUGAAAUUGAAGUCUCUGACAAUUUCAUUUGCAGAGAGAUUACUGCUAAGCAUGUGAAGGAAUGGCCAAGGAAAGGGAAACUGUCUGCUAGUGCCUUGAGUGUUAAGUAUGUUGUUCUCCAUAAAAUUGGAGUUACAAAUUGGGUUCCAACUAAUCACAACUCCAAUAUAGCUACUGGACUAGCUUUUCCAUCAUUGAUUUGUGGGGUUAUCCUGAGUCAACACCCUAGUAUCUUAAUCAACUCUGACAGUACAUGCAAAAGGGACCCUCCUCUCUCAUUGCACUAUAAGGUGUUCGUUAGGAAACAUGUCCUAAACAUUGUCAUGACAUUUGGACAGACACCUUCCAGACCUACUAAUAGAACAAGCAUCCUAGUUGAGCUUAAAGAUACCUGCAAGACCUUGGAUGAAACUAUAAAAAGUUAUACUGAAAGAAAAAGAAAGAUUGAAAUGUUGAUCAAGGCUCUGUCUGAAGAAGAAGGAGGUUUGAAAGGUGAUGGAACAGAUGAAGAAGAGGAAAAUGAAGAUGGGUCUGAUGCAAGUGAUGAUGAAGAUGCUACCAGUAGUGAUGAGGAUUAA